GGCCUUAAGCAGGGCCUGGGGGGGUGGGACAUGUCCUGGCUAGGGCCUAGUGUAGUGGAGGGGUCCCCAGGCAGGCCCCAGCGGUGAAUGAGCAUCUGAGUAGGGCUGGGGAGGGGAUGAGGGUCCUAGGCAGAGCCUGGACUAGUGGCUAGACCUGAGAGGGGCCCUUAGGCAGGGCUUAAGGUGAGGGAGGGGGUCCUGGGCAGGGCUUUGGGGUGGGGGGUUGUCCCCAUGCAGGCCCCAGCAUAGAGGGGGGACCAUAAGCAGGAUCUGGGGGUGGGGGUGCCCCUCAAGGCCCAUAGCUGAGGCAGGGGUCCCCCAGCAGGACCCAUCCCAGCUGCCUGCCCUGCCAGGCAAGAGCCGUCCCAGGGCCUGGGACAGCACUGGGGAAGCUGGUGCGCAAGGGAGCUCCCGGCUCUCUCCCUGCCUCCUCCUGAAUUGCACCCAGUGAAGGAAGCCGCCUCCAAGUUCAUGCAUAAAAGAUCAACUGAAGUGGUGUCACUGCUGAAGAUCGAUCCGCCAGCAGAAGGUGCAGGUGGAGGCGUGGAGCUGUGCACAGAGAAGCGUAAGCCCGGAGCGCCGAAGGCCAGCAGCCCGUCCCGAGGAGCAGGACGCAGCAGCCAGCCCCGUCUCCUGCCGGGAGGGUCCUUUCACCCCAGAGCAAACAGUGACAUGUGGAAGGUCUGAGCCCUCUCCCACCUUCGCCGGGACACCAUGGACACCGAAGCCGUGCAGCCCCAGGAGGCUUCGCUGACGGUCAACGAGCAGGUUAUUGUCAUGUCCAGCCAUGAAACCAUCCGAGUGCUGGAGGUCGGCGUGGACACCCCGCUCCCGGCCGAGGAGGACCGGAAAGCCUUGGAGAUGCCACCAGGGGAGGUAGCGCGGGGCUCCCCGGGAGAGACCGGCCACCCGGGCAGAGAGGACGUCCCACCCAGCACCCAGAGCUCAUGCAGCGGGGAGGCAGCCGGCAAAGCCAAACCGGCGGCCGGAGCAUCCCCCAGCACCGUCCCCUCCGUCGGCACCUUCAGCCACGCCACGAGCCAGCAGCCGCAGACGUUGGCCCCGCUGGCCGUGCAAGCCACCCCGCAGGUCUUGACUCAGGAAAACUUAGCAACAGUUGUGACAGGAGUAAUGGUUCCAGCAGGGACAGUUACUCAACCUCUUCUUAUCCCCAUCAGUAUUGCAGGUCAAGUGGCAGGUCAGCAGGGGCUGGCUGUGUGGACAUUUCCUACAGCAACGGUCGCUGCCCUUCCCGGAUUGACGGCUGCUUCUCCUACAGGGGGAAUUUUCAAACCACCUAUAGCCAAUUUGCAAGCCGCCGCCGUACUGAACACAGCCAUCCAAGCGCCGGUGCAGCCUGCCCAGCCGCUGCAGGCUGCCGUCCAGCCCCGGCCCCCCCUCCAGCCCCCCGGCAUCUUCCCCACUACGCCCGGCCAGCCCCCCAUCCUGCCACAGCCCGCCGCAGCGCCCACGCCGCCCGUGGCCAAGCCGUUAGAGACGCAGACCCAGAUCACCGUCCAACCUGCCGGAUUUGCCUUUAACCCUGGCAUAAUCAGCGCGGCUUCUCUCGGGGGCCAAACCCAGCUCCUGGGCUCCUUGGCAGCCGCCCCUGUGAUCGCAAACACCAUCUCCAGCGUGCAGGGCAUCACAGGCCAGAUCCUGACCAACGCCCAGGGCCAGGUGAUCGGGACCCUGCCGUGGGUGGUGAACCCCCCCGGGAUGGCGGCAGCCAGCCCUGCCCCGGCCGCUCUGCCGGCCCAGAACCUGCAGGUACAGACAGUGACGCCCCAGCUGCUGCUCAAUGCCCAGGGCCAGGUCAUCGCCACGCUGGCCGGCAGCGCCAUCCAGGCGGCCGCCAUCAAGAAAACCGGCACCCCCGACCCCCCCGCCAAGAACGAGGUGCAGCCCAUCCAGCCGGCCCCGGCUCUCACCCAGCCGGCCGUGGUGAUGGCAAACCCUGCCCCAGUGGCAAAGGCUUCCUCCGCGCCCGUCCCCAUCACCUGCUCGGAGACCCCCACCGUCAGCCAGCUGGUCUCCAAGCCCUCGGCUCCCAACAGCAGCGCGGAGGAGGACGGGAUCAACCUGGAGGAGAUCCGGGAAUUCGCCAAGAACUUCAAGAUCCGGCGCUUGUCCCUCGGCCUGACGCAGACGCAGGUGGGACAGGCCCUGACGGCCACCGAGGGACCCGCCUACAGCCAGUCGGCCAUCUGCAGGUUCGAGAAGCUGGACAUCACCCCCAAGAGCGCCCAGAAGCUCAAACCGGUGCUGGAGAAGUGGUUGAGCGAAGCCGAGCUCCGUAACCAAGAGGGGCAACAAAACCUGAUGGAGUUCGUGGGGGGGGAGCCCUCCAAAAAGCGGAAGCGCCGUACCUCCUUCACCCCCCAAGCCAUCGAGGCUCUCAACGCCUACUUCGAGAAGAACGCCUUGCCCACCGGCCAGGAGAUCACCGAGAUCGCCAAGGAGCUCAACUACGACCGCGAAGUCGUCCGCGUCUGGUUCUGCAACCGCCGGCAGACCCUCAAAAACACCAGUAAACUCAACGUCUUUCAGAUCCCCUAAAUGGGGGACGGGGACGGGGACGUGUCCCCCCACCCCCACCCCAUUGUCCCCCCCCCGACCUCCUGCCAUCAGCACUUUCACCACCGACUCUGUCCCCCCUGGCCCCGCGGUGGGUGCUGGGGUCUCCACCGCCCCACCGUGCCCAUAGGUGUGUCCGUGUGUCCGUCUGUCCCCUCUUCCUCCACAUCACACAUGACCUAAGCGUGUUCACGGCGGCUGUCACGCCUGCCUCGUGCCUCCUGCCUGUAACGUUGCGUGGUGACGGACCCCCUGCCUGCACACACCGCCCGUCCCGUCCCCCCAAGUGUGUGACCCCCCCAAGAAAAAGGAGUGAUUUUUGGGUUUUGGCCGUUUUCCUGUGUUUCCGAGGUAGCGUCACGGCUUGCUAGGGGUGAGCCCCAGUUUAAUUUCAACCCCCCUUUGAUUUUGGCGGUCCCCCGCCUCGUGCCCGCCGGUGUGAGGGGCUUCUGGGUGCGAAACCCAUCCCCCCCAGCCAUGGGGACAUCACCGUGGGUGGGGACUUCACUGGGCUCCCCACCAUCGUCCCCAGAGGGUUUUGGGGAGGGGACACGAGCCCCAUAAUGGAGGCAGUGCCCCCUCCCCGCCUCCCCCCACCCCAACGUGGGGGCCAAGCGGGUUGGGGGCUCCAUCCGUCGCCCCCCCCUCUUGCCUGGAGAGUGCUGGGGAGAGGCGAUGGCUGGAGGGGGGAGGCUGGGGGGACGGGGAGGGGAGGCCGGUGGCCCCGCCAGGGCACACGGCAGACUGAUGCACUUGAUGUAGUGGUGUGAAAUAAACAGUAUUUUUCUUUUUUCUUUUCCUUUCCCCUUUUUGCCGGACUGGGGGGGAAGGAAGAGCGGGGUGUGUGUGGGGGUCCCUACUCAACCCACCUAGUCCCAGACCCUGCGGGCUGCGGAACGAAGGCUGCUCUUGGCACCCUGCUGUGGCUUCCCGUGCCACCAGCACCUGGGUUUUCGGGGAAGCGGCUCCGAGGAUGGAGCUGGGCCGGCGUCGUUCCCUCCAUCCCCGCUGCAGCCCCGGGAGGGGCUGAGACCCGCGCAACUCAGCGCACGCAUGAUCCGGGGCCGGGACUCGAACCCGCCACCCUCCGGGAGGGACUGCGCGGACC
Molecule: messenger RNA, 3685 nt
Organism: Phalacrocorax carbo (great cormorant)
Lineage: Eukaryota; Metazoa; Chordata; Aves; Suliformes; Phalacrocoracidae
Source: RefSeq, a predicted model, not a curated record